Molecule: messenger RNA, 657 nt
Organism: Lodderomyces pseudojiufengensis
Lineage: Eukaryota; Fungi; Ascomycota; Pichiomycetes; Serinales; Debaryomycetaceae
Exons: 1
Coding region: 1-657 (218 amino acids)
Source: RefSeq, a predicted model, not a curated record
AUGUCCUUUCAUUCAAUGAAAAAAGAUUUCAUCCUUACGGUGUUGAACAUCGAGGUUCCUAAAUUUAUUCAAAUUUAUUUCCAUAUACCUAGACAAGAAAUAAUCAGUAUUAGUCAAAUUAUUUUAGAUAACAUUCAUGAAAAUUCCAUCAACAUUACUGAAUUAAUAGAAGAAGAAUUGGGUUUAUAUUUAGGGAAAGAUAUAGUAAUUGAAAUAUUUAAAAGAUAUCGUGAAUUAAUUAAUGUUUUCAAUCAUUUUAAAAUACCUGGUGAUAUGGUUUGUCCAAAUGGUGAUAAUUGUCCUGGAAAUAUUUGUACAUUAUGGCAUCCAUCUAAAUCAAAUUUAACUAGAGUUCCAGAAUAUAGAGCACCAACCCUUACAUAUUUUGAUCCUUAUGUUUAUCCUCAAUUUUUACAACAAUGUUUAAUGGUUACUUGCAAUAAUAUGGAUUGUGUAAAACGUCAUCCAACUUCAAGUUAUCUUUGUAGAAAUGGUGCAGAAUGUCCUAGAAUCAAUUGUUAUUAUUAUCAUGAUUUUUCUCAAGAUUGCAAAUUUGGUGAAGAUUGUAGUUUAAAUAACUGUCCUUUUAAUCAUGAAGAUUCGACAGAAUCGACGGACACAGAAUACGAUCAUGAAAAGUAUCUUAGUGAUUUUUAA